This is a messenger RNA of Austrofundulus limnaeus, 1279 nucleotides long. RefSeq names its product regulator of G-protein signaling 21. NCBI's taxonomy places the organism in Eukaryota, Metazoa, Chordata, Actinopteri, Cyprinodontiformes, Rivulidae. The transcript is spliced from 5 exons. The record is from RefSeq and is a predicted model, not a curated record. Bases 46 to 603 code for a protein of 185 amino acids.
AGAGUAGCCCAACAUAAAACCAUACAUGUACAAAACAUUGCUGCCAUGCCAAGUUUAGUUACAUUACCAUCUUUGGAGCUGCAGCAUUUCAAUAUGGAGACUGAUGACAAGAAGACUGGCAGAUGCAGGACAGGAAACCUAAAGUCUCGGCUGCAGGCCAAAUUACUUCAGGCAACUAACACAGCGGGACUUAGUCCUGAAGAGAUGUCUCAGUGGUCACAAUCCCUGGAAAGACUUCUGUCCUCCAAAUGUGGGAUGAAAAUAUUCCAGGCUUUUUUGAAGUCAGAGUUCAGCGAUGAAAACCUUGAGUUUUGGGUGGUAUGUGAGGACUAUAAAAAGAUCAGGUCGUCCUUCAGGAUGUCGGCCCGAGCCAAAAAGAUCUUCAAGCUGUACAUUCAAGCCGAGGCUCCCAGAGAGAUCAACAUUGAUCACAAGACCAGGGAUCUGAUCCAGACAAACAUAAAGGUUCCUUCUGCGAUCUGUUUUGAUGAUGCCCAGAAGAUUGUCUAUGGGUUAAUGGAGAAAGACUCAUACCCACGCUUCCUGAAGUCGGACAUUUACCGAACAUUACUGGACUCUACAUCAGAAUCAAUGAGGAUGUAAACUUGCGACGCUGUUCAAAACAGGACUGUAAAACUGUCUAACCCUGGAUUAUACCUGAGAUGCUGCCGUGUGUUGCUGUUCGACUGGGAGACCCCAAACUCAGUCUAAACGCUUUUAUCCUCUAAUGUUUAUACCUUCAUCAAGAGUUUGAGAAAAAUUGGGGGGUUCUUAUUACGACACGAUUCCCUUUUGAAACUUAAAAAAGUACCAGAGAUUACUCAGAGUUGUGUGAAAGGAAGAGUAACGUGUUCUGAUCCAGCUAAUGUGACUAGAGCUGUAGAGUAAAGGACUUCCCAGCGAGGUCGUGACUGUGACUUGAAAAUGCUGGGGACUUUCUGUGAGUGACACCAGAAACUGUCCCUCCGAGCUYAGAUGAAAGUGUACAGAUGGUAAAGAGAGGGGGUAUCCAUGUUAGCACAUCCUCUUAAGAUCAUUAUUAUCUCACUAAAGCAAUAACUAAGUAACAGAGGUGUGAAUUAUUUUAUGCACAUCUUUAUGUGUGUCAUUUUUUUUUUACAUUCUGGCAUCAGUGCUGACACACUGACUGUUAUGUUACAACUGUAAUGAAAUAUGAUAAGCUAUAAGUUGAGAAUGUCUUCAACAUGUCUGUAAAAAUACUGCAGAUGUUUAUAUUGAAAUAUGUUUGUGAUGUUUAAUAAAGUAAAUMUAUUGUAUA